This is a messenger RNA of Gloeophyllum trabeum ATCC 11539, 1407 nucleotides long. RefSeq names its product MFS general substrate transporter. The transcript has 10 exons. The annotation marks the transcript as partial. The record is from RefSeq and is a predicted model, not a curated record. Gene Ontology annotation, cellular component: membrane. NCBI's taxonomy places the organism in Eukaryota, Fungi, Basidiomycota, Agaricomycetes, Gloeophyllales, Gloeophyllaceae. Gene Ontology annotation, molecular function: transmembrane transporter activity. Gene Ontology annotation, biological process: transmembrane transport.
CUACAGGUGUACAUGAAUGGAGCGGUCACUGUGGCCAUUCCCUCCUUUGGCAAAGACCUGCAUUUCUCGCAGUCGGAUUUGGCAUGGCCUCUACAAGCUUUCAAUCUAACAUUUGGAUGUCUCCUGCUUCUUACUGGUCGUCUUGCGGAUAAGUAUGGUCGGAAACCCGUCUUCCUCAUUGGAACAGCUCUCUUCACCUUCCUCAGUAUACCGCCCAUUUUCUGCCCUGAACCGAUCUCAUUCAACACUAUGAUGGGUUUGCUGGGGAUCGGCGCCGCGAUGAUGACGUCCUCCGGCAUGGGCGUCCUAGGGAGCAACCUCGAAGGAGCCCUCAAGAACCGCGCCAUCGCAGUGAUGGCCGGCGGGCAGAGCAUCGGAUUCAUACUUGGUCUGUUGUCAGCGGGCUUCCUCUGCGAGCUGCACAGAGGCUGGCGCUGGAUAUUCGUCGUCCAAGCGGGGUUGGGCGGGCUCUUCUUACUGGCUGGCGUGGCGUCUGUCCCGCAGGACGUGGUGAAGUAUGACAGAGCACUCGACUGGCCGGGCGUGUGCUUGAGCUCGACCGGGCUGGUGCUAUUGAUCUUCUCCCUGUCGCGAGCGCUAAGACCCCGCAGAUGGAGGGUGGCGUACAUUCCGACGCUCUUUGCGCUGUCCGUCGUCAUUUUGGCGGCCUUUGUGGCGUGGGAGCAUAUGCGGGACAAGCGGGGACACUCCGUCCUCCUCAAAAUGUCUAUAUUCAAGGAUACACAGUUCCGCGCGUUUUUCCUGCUUAUAUUCUUUAUCUGGUGGAACUUCAACGUGCUGCAGUACUUCGUCACCGUCUAUUAUCAAGACGUACAAUAUUUGACACCAGCCCAGACGGGGAUACGCUUCAUUCCCGAAUCGAUAUCCGGCGUGGUGGUGAACACGGCUACAGGGUGGCUAGUCGAGUACCUCCCUGGUGAAUGGCUCAACGCAUUCGGAGUGGGGACCACAGUCGCGUCCUCCGCGAUAUUCGCCGUUAUAGACCCAUCAACCACAUACUGGCGAAACGCAUUCUGGGUGAUGGUACUCUUGCCCGGCGCGGACGCGAUCUACACAGUUGGGAACCUAUUCGUGCUCACGUCCAUGCCGGACGACUCGCAGGCACUCGCAGGGGGGCUUUUCGCGACGGGGACGCGGAUUGCCACUUCUAUCGGCCUGGCGAUUACCUCAGCCAUCGCCACUGCAGUUUCUGACCACAGUGACGCGGCAGGGAGCUUGCUGAAAGGGUAUAGGGCAGCAGGGUGGACGUGCUUCGCUGCGAGUUGUGUCGGGCUGGCUGUGAACGUGGUGUGGCUUCGGGGCAUUGGGAUUACGGGUGGGAAGAAGGGUGUUAGAAUUGCUGAUAACAGUGUGUCGGCUCCCGAGGAGAAGUCGCAGGCUGCAUGA